Medicago truncatula (barrel medic) is the source of this 1555-nucleotide messenger RNA. RefSeq lists its product as uncharacterized. NCBI's taxonomy places the organism in Eukaryota, Viridiplantae, Streptophyta, Magnoliopsida, Fabales, Fabaceae. The record is from RefSeq and is a predicted model, not a curated record. Gene Ontology annotation, molecular function: nucleic acid binding; zinc ion binding. Bases 177 to 1355 code for a protein of 392 amino acids. The transcript is spliced from 8 exons.
AUCCAUCAUUAUCCUCUUCCCCUGUCUUUUUUGUGACCACACGUUUAACCAUCAAGCCUCAAAGCACCCAUGGCAUAACCAUUUCCCAUCAUCAUCAUCAUCAUCUUUACCUCGUUGAGAAAACAAACACACUAUAAUCAAAGUUUUAGUAAGCAAUCACCACCAACACCAAGUUCAUGAAUUCUUGCCAACUAGUGAUUCACAUGUUCCACACUCCAAUUCGUUCUCUCACAUUUCCAUGCACAACAAAACCACCUCACCUCAACAUUCAUCUCCUCCUUUCCCUUCCUGCACCAACGCUCCUUUCCUCUUCACUCAAUGAUGAUUCCUUUUCCAUUCCAAAAUCAUCCCAGUUUGGGUACAGUUCUCCAGAGGAUCUGUUUGGGCUGGAGGUGGAAUUUAAGCCAAGGAAAGCUAACUCUCAUACAAGAGAACCAAGGUCUUGGUUUGGUCCAAAUGGACAAUAUAUCAGAGAGCUACCUUGUCCAAGUUGUCGAGGAAGGGGUUAUACUCCUUGUGCAGAAUGUGGAAUAGAACGAUCUAGAUCAGACUGUCCAAAAUGUAAUGGAAAGGGUUUACUGACUUGCCACCAGUGCUCUGGAGAUUGUGUUAUAUGGGAAGAGUCGAUUGAUGAACGACCAUGGGAGAGAGCUCAAUCAAUAUCUCCACUCAAAGUGAAGGAUGACGAUGAAGUUGACAAAUUGGACAUAAAGCUAGAUGCAAAGAAAAAAUCCAAGCGUGUUUACCAGUCACCAUCUCCUGAAGUUGGAUUGAAGAUUAGUCGUUCAUUAAAAAGUCUCAAUGCCAAAACUGGUCUAUUUAGCAAACGAAUGAAGAUCAUCCACCAGGAUCCCACGCUUCAGGCACAGCGAGUGGCCGCUAUUAAGAAAGCCAAGAGGACUGUUUCAGCGAGAAAUCAUGCUUCCAAAACUAUGAAAGAUUUCUUUAGUGAUCCAAUAAACCGUGAAAAAAGGAGCAUGGCCAUGCAAGGUGUGAAAUUCUAUUGUCAAAACUGUGGACGUGAAGGACAUAGGAGACACUACUGUCCAGAACUAAAGGAUGGUUUGAUUGAUCGGCGAUUCACAUGUAGACUAUGUGGCGAAAAAGGCCACAACAGAAGAACAUGCAGUAAGUUAAGGAUAAGCCAUAGUGAUGGGAGAGUUAUAAAACAUCAUCGAUGUAAAAUAUGUCGACAAUAUGGCCAUAACCGAAGAACAUGCCCUCAAGUUAUUUCAAAUAAAAGAAUGGAUAUGACAUCUCAGAGAGUAUACAAAUGUCGAUUGUGCCAGAAAGAGGGACACAAUAGUAGGACAUGUCCUAGUAGAAUAGUUGGCAUUGAACAUUCUCUAGAAUAACUUUCCAGAAACUCAAGGGCUUGAACCUAUAUCUUGUCAAGGCCAGUAAUCUGAAUUGGAAAGUCUUUAUAUAUUUUGCUCACUUGUGUAAUUGCAACUUGACCUGUUAAGUAAUGCUAGUUAGUCAAAACUUGUUAGAUAUCAACUAGAUUUAAUGUUGCUUAAUGAGAUUUGGAUGAAACAAACUGGUAGGAAUCAUU